Sporisorium graminicola is the source of this 840-nucleotide messenger RNA. RefSeq lists its product as uncharacterized. Lineage: Eukaryota; Fungi; Basidiomycota; Ustilaginomycetes; Ustilaginales; Ustilaginaceae. The record is from RefSeq and is a predicted model, not a curated record. The coding region runs from base 1 to 840 and encodes 279 amino acids. The transcript is spliced from 4 exons.
AUGGCUCUUCUGCUACCAACACAGCUCAUGCCCUACUAUCGACUGGCCAGUGAAGGCUUCAGUCUCGACACCGUGAGUUACGGUUUCAGCCCAGGCUCAAGCUCUGGAGCUGGCUAUGGCUCAGGCUCAAGCUCUGGAGCUGGCUAUGGCUCAGGCUCAAGCUCUGGAGCUGGCUAUGGCUCAGGCUCAAGUUAUGGCUCAGGCUCUGGCUCGGGCUCAAGCUCUGGCUCAAGCUCUGGCUCGGGCUCAAGCUCUGGCCCACCCGACUGUUCACGCUACGGCCCGGACAAUCCCUAUACGGGAUCCGGCCCGGCCACACCCGAGGGGGGCUCAAGCUAUGGCCCAGGGUUUUGUACAGGAAAGGGCGUCGGUAGCGGUUCACGGAACAGCUCGGCAAGUGGCUACGGACACAACUAUGCAUCUACCAGCACUUGGACGUUUGCUGACGGUAUCAAAGCUCCGCUUGCCGUGAGUGCCCUUGGGCUCGCUGUUGCCGUCUUGCUAUUCCUUUUUUCUCCUGCUCUUGCUCUGUACGCUUGGAGGGAGCGCAGCUCCGAGGCAGCAGUGCCUCGAUGGCUAAAUCGUACCAUGCUUGGCCUCGCCUUCAUUGGCUUUGCUACGGCCAUUGCUAUGUUUGGUGUCUAUGGUUAUUACCAUUUCUUGGGCGGCGAGCCUGCUGCUGAAGCCACUAUGUUGCUCUUGGCCGCCAUCACUGGGAUUGCAGCAACUCUUGUCCCCCAUCUGCCUGCCAAAUGGUUCGAAAAGCACAAGACAGGAGAAAACAAAUUCCAAGUCAAAGAGAUCAAGAAUGACCACAUUGCUGCUUCGGAGCACGCCUAA